Messenger RNA from Clarias gariepinus (North African catfish), 2189 nucleotides. RefSeq names its product HtrA serine peptidase 1b (gene htra1b). Gene Ontology annotation, cellular component: extracellular region. The coding region runs from base 91 to 1506 and encodes 471 amino acids. The transcript is spliced from 9 exons. Gene Ontology annotation, molecular function: protein binding; serine-type endopeptidase activity. Lineage: Eukaryota; Metazoa; Chordata; Actinopteri; Siluriformes; Clariidae. The record is from RefSeq and is a predicted model, not a curated record. Gene Ontology annotation, biological process: positive regulation of apoptotic process; programmed cell death; proteolysis.
CUCUCUCAGUGUGUGUGUGUGUGUGUGUGUGUGUGAGUCUCUCACUCCCUCUCUCUCAGUGUGUGUGUAUCAGUAACACCGAACCCGAGGAUGCUCGUUCUGUCCGUGACCUGCGCGUGCGUGCUGCUCGUGCUCGCCGGCCCGGUGUCAUGCGGCGCGCGCGCUCCCGACUGCCCCGAGCGCUGCGACCGGUCCGCGUGCCCGCCGCUUCCCGCCGACUGCCUGCCCGGGGACGCGCUCGACCGCUGCGACUGCUGUCCCGCGUGCGCGUCCGGAGAGGGCGAGCCGUGCAGCACACAGAGCGACUGCGCCGAGGGCCUGCGAUGCUCCGUCACCGGGGGCGUGGCCUACAGCUCCACCGUGCGCAGGCGCGCCAAGAGCGGAGUGUGCACCUGCGAGAGCGCGGAGCCGGCCUGCGGCAGUGACGGGGUGACCUACCGCAACGUGUGCGCGCUCCGGGGGGCCAGCGGGAGCGCGCAGCGACUCAACCAGCCGCCCGUCAUCGUGGUGCAGAGGGGCGCGUGCGGCAAAGGUCAGGACGUGAAUCCCGACAGCCUGCGUCACAGGUACAACUUCAUCGCCGACGUGGUGGAGAAGAUCGCCCCAGCCGUGGUCCACAUCGAGCUCUACCGCAAGAUGGUGUUCACUAAGCGGGAGAUGGCGGUGGCGAGCGGCUCGGGCUUCGUCGUAUCCGAGGACGGUCUGAUCGUCACCAACGCUCACGUCGUGGCCAACAAACACCGCGUCAAAGUGGAGCUGAAGUCAGGAGCCACGUACGACGCCAAGAUCAAAGACGUGGACGAGAAAGCCGACAUCGCGCUCAUCAAGAUCGACACACCGACGAAGCUUCCAGUGCUUAUGCUGGGCAGUUCAGCUGAUCUGAGGCCCGGCGAGUUUGUGGUCGCUAUCGGCAGUCCGUUCUCCCUCCAGAACACCGUGACCACGGGAAUCGUUAGCACUACCCAGCGCGGCGGCAAGGAGCUCGGCCUCCGCAACUCGGACAUGGACUACAUCCAGACUGAUGCCAUAAUCAACUACGGAAAUUCAGGAGGACCCCUGGUGAACCUGGAUGGAGAGGUCAUAGGGAUUAAUACUUUGAAGGUGACAGCCGGGAUCUCCUUCGCCAUUCCCUCCGACAAGAUCCGGCAGUUCCUCACUGAAUCCCAUAAUCGACAGGCCAAAGGAAAAAACACCACAAAGAAGAAGUACAUUGGUGUGAGGAUGAUGAGCCUCACCCCAACUCUUGCGCAGGAACUAAAAGGAAGGACGACUGAUUUCCCCGACGUCACCUCCGGAGCGUUUGUUAUCGAGGUUAUUCCCAGGACUCCAGCAGAAGCCGGCGGCCUGAAGGAGGGUGACGUGAUCAUCAGCAUAAACGGACAGCAGAUCGCGUCAGCCAGCGACGUCAGCACCGCCAUCAAGAAAGACAACACGCUGCGCACGGUGGUGCGGCGAGGAAACGAGGACGCCAUCCUCACCAUCGUGCCCGAGGAGAUCGAACCUUGACCUCUCGCCACGGCACGCCGCGACCCCCCCGCUCUACUCUGAGCUGGUUUCUAGCUAUUAAACAAAAACAACAAAAAACACAGACAUUACGUGGUGUGUGUGUGUGUGUAUCAGGAGCCAUGCACAUUUUGUUUCUUGUGUUUUGUUUUUAAUCUUUUACUUUCUAGUAUGUUUUACAAAAUUUUAACUUCUGAGAUCAGUACGCUGAAACGCUUCGUCUUCUUCACUGUGAUCAGAUCUGAUAGCAUUUAGUUUGUCUGGUUUUAUGAUUAUAAAGAAAAAAAUCCUGUAUCUGCUACAGCGAGCGUGUUUUUAAAGCGCGCGUUUUCUGUUUUUGUAUCAGUGAAACUGUUUCCUUUAUGAUUUCUUUGUGUUUUUGGUUUAUUACGCUUCACGUGUGAGUAAGAGCAGGACGAUGCUGGAGUAACAGAGUCGUAUCUCACAGGAUUCACAGUUGCUUCAGUGCUGAAUAUCUGAACCCUUUAACACACACCGUUGCUGGAGUUUGGUGUGAAUCCGUCAGAAAUGCACCGAUUCGAUUAGAUUCAGGUUAAUUCAGGCUUUUUAAACCAAAUUACUGACACCAGGUUGUUAAUGUGUGUAUGAACUUGUACAGAACUACAGAGUUGAUCUCUCAGCAGAAUAACAGGAAACAUUACAAAUAAAACUUUCUUGGUAAUCCG